AUGGUGCCAAAGAAGAGACCCGGCGAGUGGCGUCCUUGCGGCGACUACAGAGCGCUGAACGCCCGCACCGUACCAGACCGCUACCCGCUGCCGUACCUGCGGGACUUUUCAGCCGACCUGCAUGGGUGCACCGUCUUCAGCACCAUUGACUUGGUGAAGGCUUACCACCAGAUCCCGGUGGAGCCUGCCGACGUCCCCAAGACAGCCAUCACGACACCGUUCGGCCUCUACGAAUGCGUUCGGAUGCCGUUCGGCCUCAGAAACGCCGGACAGACCUUCCAGCGUUUCAUGGAUGAGGUCCUCCGCGGCAUACCGGGCUGCUUCGUCUACCUGGACGACAUUCUGCUGGCCAGCCCGACUGCCGAACACCACCUGCAGCUCCUGGACCAAGUGCUUCAGCGCCUCAACACCUACGGCGUCGUCGUCAACAGGCACAAGUGCGUCCUGGGACAGGAGCAGGUGGUGUUCCUCGGCCACUCGGUAGACGCCGACGGCGUCCGCCCGCUGCCUGGACGAGUCGAGGCCAUCAAAGACUUCCCGGAACCGACCACUCAGUCCCAGCUACGGAGGUUCCUGGGGAUGGUAGCAUACUACCACCGCUUCAUCCCCCAGGCAGCCGAGCUCCUGCAGCCUCUGCACGCCUUAAUCACCCACAAGGCAAAACGCUCGAGAGCGCCUGUCACGUGGACAGACUCGGCGCGGCGGCGUUUCAAGAACGUCAAGGACGCCCUGGCCACGGCGACACAUCUCGCACACCAAGUCCCGGACGCGCCGCUCGCCAUCUUCGUCGACGCCUCGGACUGCGGAGUGGGCGCCGUCCUCCAGCAGCACGUCGCCGGCGAGUGGCAGCCCCUCGCUUUCUUCUCGAAAACGCUCCAACCUGCGGAGAAGAAAUACAGCACGUUCGGGCGCGAGCUGCUCGCUAUCUACCUGGCCGUCCGGCACUUCAAGCACGCCAUCGAAGGACGGUCAGCAAUCAUUUUCACAGACCACCGCCCGCUGGUAACGGCCAUCGGCUCCUCGUCCGACCGCUAUUCGCCACGAGAGGUCCGCCACCUGGACUACAUCGGCCAGUUCGUGUCUGACAUCCGCCAUGUGCCUGGCAAGGACAACGUGGUCGCCGACACGCUGUCACGCACGGUCUCGAUGGUGGCCCAGCCGCGCCCCCCGCUCGCCGACUUCACUGCCAUCGCCAAGGCCCAGUCCGAAGACGGCUCGCUGGAAGACCUCGAGGCCUCAGACACCUCACUGCGCCUGCGCCACAUCCCGGUCGGCGAUGGACUCUGUCUGCUCUGCGACGAGUCCACCGGAUCGCCUCGGCCGGUCCUCCCGGAGGCGCUGCGCCGGCCCUUCGCCAAGGCUCUGCACGACCUGUCGCACCCUGGCGUCGAGGCCACCGUCAAGCUCGUCUCUAAGCGGUUCGUCUGGCCCGGUAUGGAUCGCGACGUGCGCCGCUGGACCCGAACCUGCCUCGCCUGUCAGCGCUGCAAAAUCGGCCGGCACACCAAGUCUGACGUCGGCACCUUCCAGCCACCUCAGCAACGCUUCGACCACGUCCACGUGGACCUCGUCGGCCCGAUGCCUCCGUCAAGAGGGCACUCGUACCUCCUGACGUGCGUCGACCGGUUCACUCGGUGGCCAGAAGCCAUCCCUCUGCCGGACAGCCGCACCACCACGGUCGCCCGCGCCUUCCUCGAGCACUGGGUCGCCCGAUUCGGCGUUCCGUCCAUCAUCACGACGGACCGAGGUGCCCAGUUCGAGUCGGCCCUCUGGUCGGAGCUACAGCGAUUCCUGGGCUGCCAGCGAACUCGGACGACGUCCUACCACCCGGCCUGCAACGGUAUGGUGGAACGCCUGCAUCGCCAGCUGAAGGCCAGCCUCCGUGCACACCAGGCUACGUCAUGGACGGACGUGCUGCCGCUGGUGCUCCUGGGCAUACGCUCCACCAUCAAGGCGGACCUGCAGGCGACGUCAGCCGAGCUGGUGUACGGCUCCUCACUGCGGCUUCCCGGCGAGUUCUUCAUCAGCAGCCAAGCCUCAGCAGCAUCACCAGCCGGCUUCGUACAGGACCUGAAGCGCGCCAUGUCUCAGGUGCGGCCGACACUCCCACGUCCGGUCCAGCGCGCCACCCGAUACUACGGACGACCCGCUCCGGCCGCGUCAUACGACCUCCGGAUCAUGUCGGAGCAGUAUUUUCCACGUGGUGGCAAGAUUAAGAGGAAGGCCACUGAUGCUGAAGAUAAGCAAGAUGAAGAGAAGCUGUUUGAUGAUCAGCCAAAGAAGAAAGCAAAGAAGCAGAAGGUGAAGCAAAAGAAAUUAAAAGGAGAAGCCAAAAAGACAAAUGGAACAGCUGAAGAUGAUUUCACCCAUGUGGAGCCUCUGAAGCAAGAUGACCUGGAGGCACAAAUGGUGCUGCUCGGGCGGGUGAAGCAGGUGGAGGAGUUCCACCUGCUGGUCAGCCUGCCCUGCCACCUGGUAGGCUCGGUACCACUCACCAACAUCUCCAGCACGUACAGCAGGCUCGUCGGCAGCCAGCAGGACGGCGAGUCGGCGCCGGUCCUGUCGGACCUCUUCUCGGCCGGCCAGUACGUCAGCUGCAUGGUGACCAAAGUGGACCAGUCCGGCCACAAGGUGCGCAACACGCUCUCCGUCAGGCCGGAGGACGUCAACAGCAGCCUGCCGGCCUCGGCGCUCGGCCCCGGACUGAUGCUGCAGUGCUCAGUGAAGAGCGAGGAGGACAAUGUGUUCGACAUCGACUGCGGCAUCGCCGGCACCCGCGCCGUCCUGCCCAAGUCGGCCCUCGGUGCCGACCCGCCCGCGCUCGUGGCCGGCCAGGUGCUCUGGUGUCUGGUGGACUCUGUCCGCGCGGGGGACGGGCUCCACACCCUCACCCUGUCUGCCGACCCGGCGCGGCUGAACGGAGCUGAGCCCAGCGCCGAGUGUGGCCUCACGAGGCAGACGCUGCUGCCCGGCAUGAGGCUGCCCAUCACCGUGGCCAAGGUACUACCAGGAGGACUGCAGGUGCGACUUCCAUUCGGCGUCACCGGACUCAUUUACAAAACCCAGCUGGACGAGCCGGCGGACUGUCCGGACGACUACAACCCCGGCGCGGCGGCGCACGCGCGCAUUCUCUACACCCUACCGGUACUGCGGCGCGUCUACCUGAGCCUCCGUCCGGCCGUGUGCCGCCUACCUGCCACCGAACCCGACACGGACCUUCUGACUGAAUCGGCCGGGGAGCGGCUGUCGGCCCAGGUGCUCGACUCGGACCAGCACGGUGUACGAAUGGUGCUGGGUGACGGCGAAGAAGGAGGCGCCGUGGCGUAUGCGCCCGUGUGGCACGCGCGACGAGUGGGCGCCGGCCGCUGGCAGAGAGGCGAGAAGGCUUCCUGUACGCUGCUGGCCUAUGAUGCCAUGGAUGAGGUGUACAUCGCAUCCAUGAAAGGCGGCAAGGACGCGCCGAAGCAGGCGCCCAGUCUGGAGGUGGGCGCCAAGGUCACGUGUCGAGUGAAGGAGCUGCUGGACCAGGGCUGCAAGGUGGAGCUCGACGGCGGGGUGUUUGGCUUCAUACCCAACCACCACCUGACCAAUGUGCCCGUCAAAAACCUGCAGACCAUGUUUCCAGUGGGAAAGAAGCUCAAAUGCAAGGUGAUCCACUCGGACCCGGAGCGGCGCCGACUGGUCCUCACCCAUAACGCUCGGCUGGUCAACACGGGCAUCGGCCUGGCGGCGGACUCCGACCAGCUCAAAAGGGGCAGCACACACCACUGGAUCGUCACCAAGGUGCUGGAGCGAGGUCUGAUCAUGACAGGCUACUCGGAUCUCAGCGGAUUCGUUCCGGCCGCGUUCGCCGGCUCCGCGCUCGACGACUUCUUCCCCGGACAGAUUGUACAGUGUUCGGUACACAAGGUGCGCCAGCCGUCGGCUGAUGGUGGUGGUGACCGUCGGGUGACGCUGUGCCCGGUCCGCGAGGCCGGCCAGCAGCCCUGGUGCGGCCGAGUGUGCACCGCCCGGGUGACGGGACGCGCCGCCGACCGGCUCCUGGUGAUCACCGAGGACGGUCAGCGCGCCGAGCUGCCCGCAGGACACCUCACCGAUGUACCGGAGCACGCCGCCGCGCAACUCGCCAGGUAUAAAACCGGCGACGAGAUUGAAGUCGUCGGGCUGGUCGCCGUGGGAAAGAAACUUGUCGUCUCUGCCAAGCCUCUGUUUUUGGAGUAUGUUAAAAACAAGCGUUACCCGAGCUCUGCUGAGGAGGUGGUGGCCGGUGUGCGGGUGCCCGGCUCGGUGAUCCACUCGGACGAGCGAGGCGUGGUGGUGGCCUUCCCGAGCCCCUAUCCGGCGGGGACCUACCGGCUGAGACUCCAGGCCCUGUGUGACGGCUGGCAGCCGGACAUGUCCUCUCUGACCGGCCUCGAACACCGCACCAUCAUGCUGGAGGUGAUGCCGGCGCCGGCCGACAGCGAGUCCACCUUCGUCAGGCUCUCCGGCAGGAUCAACUACCGGGAGGAGCAGGGCGGCUCGGUGUACCUGCGCCGGUGUCUGCGCGAGCUCUCGGAGCUGGUGCCUCCGUCACCGGCCGCCGGGGACGCGGUCACCGGGCAGGUGAUGACCUCUGACCCGGCCGGGGUCACGGUGCGCCUGCCGGACGGCCGGGUGGGCGCUCUGCCCGGCGGAGAGGCUCGCGCGGUCGGUGACACGGUCACGGCCACAGUGCUGCAGGUCACCCCGGCCGGCCACCUCAGUCUGGCGGCCGGCGAGCGGAUACUGCCCGCGGCGGCGCAGGCCGGCGUCACGGUGGGCCAUCGGUACACUGCCCGCGUGCUGGCAGCUCCGGCCGCCGGGUACCUUCUGACGGCGCUACUGCAGCCGCCGGCGCCGCCGCGGCUGGUGCAGCUGCCGGCACGGCUCGGCCUCAAUGACCUGACGGUGGGCCCGGCGCGACCCCAGCCAGGAGACACUCUCAACGUGCUCGUCAAAAGCUGUGAGGACGGCGUCAUUGUCGGUAUCGACUGCGACCGGAGGAACUUACGUGACGGCGACGGAAAACAGACCACCAAGGACCGACCGCGCGACAAAAAUUGGCAAAAGAGGAACCGCUCCGGGCCCGGCGCGCGGCCGUCCCCGCGCCGUCCCCAGAGCGCCACCGCCAUCAGCUACAGCCGGUUCUCGCUGCAGGACGACAGCUAGUCCGUGGACAUGCUGCGUGGAGGGACGGGCUGGGUGUCAUGACAAUAUACGGCCGAUCGGGGCUAGUCAGUA
Molecule: messenger RNA, 5262 nt
Organism: Amphibalanus amphitrite
Lineage: Eukaryota; Metazoa; Arthropoda; Thecostraca; Balanomorpha; Balanidae
Exons: 19
Coding region: 1-5190 (1729 amino acids)
Biological process (GO): rRNA processing; DNA integration
Cellular component (GO): small-subunit processome; nucleolus
Molecular function (GO): RNA binding
Source: RefSeq, a predicted model, not a curated record